Molecule: messenger RNA, 2387 nt
Organism: Mirounga angustirostris (Northern elephant seal)
Lineage: Eukaryota; Metazoa; Chordata; Mammalia; Carnivora; Phocidae
Gene: RIC8A
Product: RIC8 guanine nucleotide exchange factor A
Exons: 10
Coding region: 132-1721 (529 amino acids)
Biological process (GO): G protein-coupled receptor signaling pathway
Cellular component (GO): cytoplasm; plasma membrane
Molecular function (GO): G-protein alpha-subunit binding; guanyl-nucleotide exchange factor activity
Source: RefSeq, a predicted model, not a curated record
GCGCGGCGCGGCGCGGCGCACCCAGUCCCGGCUUCCCCAGCGCGCCGAGGCAGGGCGGAGCGGCUGGACUCCGCCCGGAGCCGGGAAGCGAAGCCCCUCCCGCCUGCCCGGCGCGGGAGCCCGGGGGCGUCAUGGAGCCCCGGGUGGUUGCGGAUGCUGUGGAGGCGGGAGAGGAGGACGUGAUUAUGGAGGCUCUGCGCACGUACAACCGGGAGAACUCCCAGAGCUUCACGUUUGAUGAUGCCCAACAGGAGGACAGGAAGAGACUGGCGGAGCUGCUGGUCUCGGUGCUGGAGCAGGGCUUGCCGCCCUCCCGCCGCGUCACCUGGCUGCAGAGCAUCCGCAUCCUGUCCAGGGACCGCAGCUGCCUGGACCCUUUCACCGGCCGCCAGAGCCUGCAGGCACUCGCCCGCUAUGCUGGCAUCGCCUUCGAGCAGUCGGCCCCGGAGCCUCUGGACAUGGACGUUGUACUCGAGUCCCUUAAGUGCCUGUGCAACCUCGUGCUCAGCAGCCCGGUGGCACAGGUGCUGGCAGCAGAGGCCCGCCUGGUGGUGAGGCUCGCAGAGCGCGUGGGGCUGUAUCACAAGAGCAGCUUCCCACACGACAUCCAGUUCUUUGAUUUGCGCCUCCUCUUCUUGCUAACGGCACUUCGCACCGACGUGCGCCAGCAGCUGUUUCAGGAAUUGCGGGGAGUGCACCUGCUGACUAAUGCGCUGGAGCUGACGCUGGGAAUGACCCCCGAAGAGAACCCGCCUGAGCUCCUUCCUCCCCAGGAGACUGAGCGGGCCAUGGAGAUCCUCAAAGUGCUUUUCAACAUCACCUUCGAUUCCAUCAAGAGAGAGGUGGACGAGGAAGAUGCUUCCCUUUAUCGGCACCUGGGGACCAUCCUGCGGCACUGUGUGAUGGUUGCUGCUGCUGGAGACCGCACAGAGGAGUUCCACGGCCACACAGUGAACCUCCUGGGGAACUUGCCCCUCAAGUGUCUGGAUGUCCUCUUUGCCCUGGAGCCACGCAAAGGCUCCUUGGAGUUCCUUGGAGCGAACAUGGAUGUGAUUCAUGUCCUUCUCAGCUUCCUGGAGAAGCGUCUGCACCAGACGCACAGGCUGAAAGAGAGCGUGGCCCCGGUGCUGAGCGUGCUGACAGAGUGUGCCCGCAUGCACCGCCCUGCCAGGAAGUUCCUGAAGUCCCAGGUGCUGCCCCCACUGCGGGACGUGAGGACCCGGCCCGAGGUUGGGGAGUUGCUGCGGAACAAGCUCGUUCGCCUCAUGACACACCUGGACACUGAUGUGAAGAGAGUGGCCGCUGAGUUCCUGUUUGUCCUGUGCUCCGAGAGUGUGCCCCGAUUCAUCAAGUACACGGGCUACGGGAAUGCCGCCGGCCUCCUGGCUGCCAGGGGCCUCAUGGCGGGGGGCCGGCCUGAGGGCCAGUAUUCGGAGGACGAGGACACGGACACAGAUGAGUACAAGGAAGCCAAGGCCAGCAUAAACCCAGUGACCGGGAGGGUGGAGGAAAAGCCGCCCAACCCCAUGGAGGGCAUGACGGAAGAGCAGAAGGAGCAUGAGGCCAUGAAGCUGGUGAACAUGUUUGACAAGCUCUCCAGGCACAGAGUCAUCCAGCCCAUGGGGAUGAGUCCCCGGGGUCAGCUGACAUCCCUGCAGGAUGCCAUUUGUGAGACCAUGGAGGGGCCGCUCUCCUCGGAACCCGACUCAGACCCCGACUGAGGACAGCAGUCUUCUGUUCCCCCUUCAGAACUGGUGCUGCUUCCAGAGAUGUCCUUGGGACUGUGACCCGGGGAAGCCAUGUCCCUCUCUCCAGCUCAGAGACCCCUUUCUCUUUACUUCCAAAGUUCUGUUAAUGAUUUGUCUCUGGUCCAAUUUCUUACCUUUAGGACUGUGAGGGCCUUGUCCUGCUGCAGCUCUGGGAACUCAGCCUUGAUUUCCACAGAUGAAGUAGGUCUCACGUGUGUGCCAAGAGGAUGUGUGCAGAGGCUGAUGCCUGGGGCAGAGGCUGAGCGUGGGCACACACAAGCAUGUCUGGGUCUGGCACGCUUGCCCAGAGCUUCCGUGUCAAGCAAGCGCUGCAGUUCACGGGAAAAGAACUUGCUAGAACUGUGUGUACUAAUGUCAGGAACAUACUUCCAAGGUAUGCUCUGCUGUUUCUGUCCCCACUGAGCUCAGGACUGGUAGCCUCUUAGGCGUCCUUGGUCCUCGCUCGGCCGUCUGCUGUAGUAUCCACAGCACCCAAGCUCUCACCGGUUGUGACAGUGGAAUCCUGACCAUAAAUAGAUGAAGGGAAGUGCACCUCUUAGAGCCCUAAGUCUGGAUUUCUAUCACGUGCCACAAAGCAUCACAAAAACAUCAUCUUGGAAUAAAGAGUUUGAAGCAAAA